This is a messenger RNA of Polyodon spathula (Mississippi paddlefish), 5070 nucleotides long. RefSeq names its product enteropeptidase-like. NCBI's taxonomy places the organism in Eukaryota, Metazoa, Chordata, Actinopteri, Acipenseriformes, Polyodontidae. Gene Ontology annotation, molecular function: serine-type endopeptidase activity; protein binding. Bases 1 to 2940 code for a protein of 979 amino acids. Gene Ontology annotation, cellular component: membrane. Gene Ontology annotation, biological process: proteolysis. The transcript is spliced from 25 exons. The record is from RefSeq and is a predicted model, not a curated record.
AUGCCCCGCUUGAAGGAUCAAAUCAAAACCAAUGGAACUGAAGUAUUUUUUAGAGGGAAAUUUAAAAUUCUCACAGGAGCCAUCUUUAGUGAAAAGCUUCAGAACAUGUCUUCAGUGGAGUUCAAAUCACUUGCUUUUGAUAUUGAACAUAUGGUAUCAAAUAUUUACUUACAAAGUAGUUUGAAGAGUAAGUACAAGGCCUGUGUUGUUUUAUAUUUCAGAAAUGGAAGUGUGGUGGCCACAUUUAACCUGCAUUUCACAGAGUCUGUACCUAGAGAGGAAGUGACACGAGAACUAAUAAAUGGUAUUGAAGAAAAUAAAGGAGGUGUAAUGGGAGCAUUUACUGUUGACAAUGAAAGCAUUGAGGUUGGAACUCCAGGAGAACUAACAACAAGCAAGCCAUUACCUACACCAGUGCAGUGUUUACCUGGUUAUGAGCGAUGUGCUGAUUAUAUGACAUGUGUACCUCAAAUGUUGCUAUGCGAUGGAGUUAACAAUUGUCAAGAUGGCUCUGACGAGAAUCUGAAACGUUGCGCAACACCUUGUGAUGGACAGUUCCUCCUGAAUGGGCCUAUGGGGUCUUUCCACUCUAUUAAUUUCCCUUUGCCAUACGAUUCUGACGUUUUCUGCCGAUGGAUCAUACGCAUUCAGAAGGGACUUUCCAUUAAAAUAAAUUUCCCUGCAUUUGUAACAGAAGAAAUAACAGAUGUUUUGAAUCUAUAUGAAGGCACUGGUCAAGAUAAAGUUCUGAUGUAUUCACUAUCUGGUUCUACUCCAGGAUCUGUAAGGAUAAUGUCAAGUGAAGCAACUGCAGAAUUUCUUUCAGAUGAUAUCAAUAAUUUCAAAGGCUUUAAUGCAACAUAUGAAGCAGAAAACAUCAGUAAUCUUACCAAUGAGAGGAAGAUCAAUUGUUCUUUUGAAGAAGGCUGGUGUUACUGGAGACAAGACCCCAAGGAUAAUGGAGAAUGGAUGAGAUUAAAUGGGCCGACAUUUCCACCAUUUUCCGGACCAAAUUUUGAUCAUACGUUUAUGAACGAAUCAGGGUUUUACCUGAGCACUCCUACAGGAUUUGGAAAACAAGUAAAAAGUUUUAGACUGUACAGUUUCCCUUUAGCUGCUACAAUCCAGCCAUAUUGUUUAAGUUUCUGGUACCACAUGUAUGGCACUGAUGUCUACAAAUUGAGAGUUAAUAUCUCAAAUGCACAGAGCUUGCCGAAAAUCAUUUUUAAAAAAGAAGGAAACUAUGGUGACAGCUGGCAUUAUGGACAGAUCACGUUAAAUGAGACUGAAGAUUUUACAGUUGUUUUUGAAGCACAAAAGAACGUAGGCCUGAGAAAUGAUAUAGCAAUUGAUGACAUUGGACUGACAAACGGCAGCUGUGUAGAAGGUGUUUACCCAGAACCCACUCCUGUUCCUACACCUACAACCCUGCCUCCACAACCCACGGACUGUGGUGGACCUUUUGAACUCUGGGAUUCAAACUCAACAUUUAGUUCAGCCAAUUACCCCAGAAAUUAUAUGAACAAUGCAUUCUGUGUUUGGUAUCUAAAUGCAGAUGAGGGUGAAAACAUCAAGCUACAUUUCUUGGACUUUGACUUGGAAUCUAUUUAUGAUGUUGUUGAAGUGAGAGAUGGGCGAGGAGAUAAUUCUUUACUGUUAGAUGUGUAUACAGGAAAAACAUCUUUUCAGGAUGUGUACUCCACAACAAACCACAUGACAGUGCUUUUCACUACAGACAAGUCAACAACCAGAAAGGGGUUUCUGGCAAAUUUCACAACUGGUUAUAACCUUGGCAAGCCAGAAUCUUGUUCUUCAAGUGAUUUCCAGUGCUCUUCUGGAGAAUGUAUUGCAAAUGGCAGCCUCUGUGAUGGUCACCCAGAUUGCCCUGAUGUCUCAGAUGAAUCUAACUGUGUACGUCUGCAAAAUGGCACUCAAUCCACCAAUGGGAAAGUGCAGCUCAUGCUGCAGAGUGAGUGGUAUACAGUUUGUGCUGAAUACUGGACCAACCAGCUCUCAGAGUUCAUGUGUCAAUAUCUAGGCUUUGGGAAUGGGAAUGCAACCCUGGUUCAAUGUCCUGAUGCUGGAGACACCUUUGUAACAUUGAGACAAACAGAAAAUGGUAGUAUAGUGCUCACUCCAAGUGAUCAAUGUGCAAAUGGAUCUGUUGUAUAUCUAAGAUGCACCAACAAGCCUUGUGGAACUAGAAUGGUAUUGCAUAAGACAGAUAUGAAGAUUGUUGGUGGAGAGAAUGCUAAGCAAGGGGCUUGGCCUUGGAUAGUUUCCCUCCAUUUCAAAGGACAACAUGCUUGUGGUGCUGCUCUUGUUAGCAAUGAGUGGCUGGUGUCAGCAGGUCACUGUGUUUAUGGGAGAAAUGUUCAUCCUUCAGAUUGGGAAGCAGUCAUUGGUCUUCACACACAGCUCAAUUUAACAUACCCACAGACUGCAAUCCACCGGAUUGACCGCAUUGUGAUGAACCCUCAGUACAACAAGAGAACAAAGGACAGUGACAUCACCAUGAUGCACCUGGAACAUAAAGUGAACUUUACAGAUUACAUUCAGCCAAUAUGUCUUCCAGAAAAGGAGCAGAUGUUUAAACCAGGAAUGAAAUGUUUCAUUGCUGGAUGGGGUAAAGUUUUAGAGCAAGGAUCUGUUGCAAAUAUCUUGCAAGAAGCAGGGAUCUCCCUAAUUACAAAUGAACAGUGUCAGCAGCAGUUGCCUGAAUAUAAUAUUACACAAAGAAUGAUGUGUGCGGGCUAUGAACAAGGAGGUGUAGACUCCUGCCAGGGAGACUCAGGUGGACCCCUAAUGUGCCAGGAAGAUGCCAGGUGGAUAUUAGCAGGGGUGACUUCUUUUGGGUAUGGGUGUGCUAGACCCCAGCGUCCAGGUGCAUAUGUCCGUGUCACACAGUUUGUUGAUUGGAUACACAAUAUUCUUAACUAAUCACUAAGGAUUCACAAUCAUUUUUGUCAUCAAUCUGCAUCAAAGUAGUUAGGUUACCAUACUUAUAAAACAAACUAAAAUUUAAUUCACAUUAAGUUUUUGGCCUUAAAAUACACCCCAAAGACAGCUCUGAAGGAAAAAGAGGUGGAAUUGUGAAAUGGACACAGAUCUCUAAAAAUCAUUUAAAUAUCUUUCAGAAUUGUCAACUGAAGUGUGGUCGAUACACCUCUUACUGAAAGGGUUAUGACAGGUUUCCUAUUUGUUUUCCAACUCCUAUGAAACCCAGUUUGAUUAAUAUUAUUCUAAAUGAUACUGAACGUUUUAACCACCUACUGACAGCUUUUGACUUUGAGAGUUUGCAAAAACACUGUGCGCAAGACUUGCAAAUACCUGCACUUUCUGCUAUUAUCUGUGCUUUCAAAGGAGGAUUUUGUUGUCUUUUGAAAGACCAAGAUGUAUAACCAAGGAUUAAUUAGAACUUACCAUACUUAUAAAGAAGAUUUAUGUUUGGAUAGGUUAGGGUUAAUGUUAAAUAAUAGAAACUUAUGUUAUAUAUACAAUAUUCAACCUGUCUGUACGUCUUUAAUCAACUCCUGUUCUUUGAGAAAAUUCAUGUCUAUGGGCGGUAUUCACAAAUACAUCAAUUAUUUUAUUCUCGCGUUACAAUUUGAAAUGCCCACUGAUGCAUAACUUGUUGAUUUGACUGAUGAUAAAUGGUGAUCUGGUGAAGAGGUGAAGAGGUGAACUAUCCCCAGAUAAUUCCCCCCGCCACCAACUCCUAGGGAAUGCAAAGGCCAGUGCAGUGCAGUGCAGUGCAGUGCUCCAUCGGGGUCCCUAGUCAGGCCAGCAACUCAGUGCUAACAGGAUUUGAGCGUUCGACUCACCCCGUAAUCAAUGUGGCUGUAAAAUCUCUUGAUUUUUGUAGAGUCUAACUCGUGGCUUCGGCCUUGUAUGAGAGGAGGGGAGGGGGAGUGUGUAAAAAUAACUGAAAUUAAAAUAGCUGAUUUUUUCCUAUUUUAAAUUGUGCAUUCUGCCUUACAGAAACCAGUGGUUUAAAACCAACACUCGAUUUUGUGAAAAUCAACACAUACCCAAAUAUAUGUAUGACUCAUGUGUUACAAUGUCAUUAUCUCAUCCUCAGGUGCACAUAGUAAACUCCAGUGAAUGUCCAAUAGCAUAGCAUUUAUUAGUUAGUCUCAACAACAUAUCACAUACUAUAGCUUCUAACAGAGAGGGAGACAGUUUUGUCCAAGUUAAUUUGUCGAAACCUGCAGUGUUAAAGACAGUAUUACGUGGCCUGCUUCACAGAGAGGCACUGUGUCUUUAACAUUUUACCUUUGGUAUCUCAUCUUAGACAGGGGGCCGUUGCCAUCAUUAUUUCAUGCCCAGCUGCUUUGUUAAAAACCACACAGGUCCCCCCAUUUCAUAAGUCCAGAUUUAAAAUUCAGCUUUUCAAUUGCAUUUCAGAGACAUUAGCAUUUUGACUGUCAUUUUUCAUAUAUCUCACAAUCUUGACAGCAUUAUAGUAACAUAUUAAAAGUUAUAACAACAUGCUAUUAAUAAUAUGCAUGUUUCUUUACUGCAGUUUUCACAGGGUACUCAAUGGGGCUGCGUAUUUCAAAUGUGGUACAAAUGAUCACUGUACCAGGCAUUAUCAUUUUUUGUUAUCCGACAAAACAAAAUAACACAAAGCUGUUUCUUCAAGACACAUAGUAUUGCUUGAUGAUAGGAACACAACGUUUGUUUAGAGAACUAAAGAAAUGUGUACUAUGUAUUUAAGGCAUAUUUAUAAUGAUCUAUAUAUAGCCAAAUUGCCAAAAGCAGAAGUGCCAGUGUAUGAUGUAUUUUACAUUAAUAUUGAAUUUUCCUUGAACAUUAUGACAUUCUAUUUUUAUUUAUAUUAGGUUGAACUGAUAACACCUUACUUACUAAGAUGGUGAAUAAAAAAACAGACGUAACUAUUUCAACAAGACGGUUUGAAAUAUGACACUUAAAGCUUACACUAAGUCAGCUUUGAUGCCGCUUUCUGGUACUGUCUUAUACAUGCUAUACGGUCAGGACAGUCCCAAUUUCCUAGCAAAUGUCCCACGUCCCGAUCCAUAGGAAGAAAGUCCCGAUAUUUACACAGAC